This is a messenger RNA of Drosophila innubila, 1569 nucleotides long. RefSeq names its product UDP-galactose transporter senju (gene senju). Lineage: Eukaryota; Metazoa; Arthropoda; Insecta; Diptera; Drosophilidae. Gene Ontology annotation, molecular function: UDP-galactose transmembrane transporter activity. The record is from RefSeq and is a predicted model, not a curated record. Bases 183 to 1364 code for a protein of 393 amino acids. The transcript has 3 exons. Gene Ontology annotation, cellular component: Golgi membrane. Gene Ontology annotation, biological process: pyrimidine nucleotide-sugar transmembrane transport.
AUAUUCGUUUUUUCUUGUUUUGUUUAUCUCUGUAAAUUUAACUAAAUGAAAGUGCUGAGCUUGUCAGAAUUUGAGGGAAACAAGCGUUAUUGAUAGUACAGCGUCAACUUCGAGCUGUAGCUUGACCCUGAACUGAACAUUUCGCUACGCUGGCAAGUAGAACUGGAACAAACGGCAGCAACAUGACAAAUUGGCGUGAAUUGUUCCCAACAAAAUUGACUUUUCUCAUAUUCCUGCUGUAUAUGUCAUUGUUUAUUGGACAAGGUAUAUUUGUUACGGCAUCACAGGACUCGAACAAUUCCUACAGCUAUAAUACUGUCACUGUUGUUCUCCUCACCGAAAUCCUCAAGCUCAUAGUCUCAACUUGCCUCUAUUGCAGAGAAAACAAUCUACGCUCAUUGGUGCGCGAUGUACACAAAGAUCGCCAAGUGCUUGCUCUUUAUAUGGUGCCCGCAUUUCUUUACUGUCUCUACAAUAAUCUCGCCUUUGUGAAUCUCGCCACGUUCGAUCCGACGACAUAUUAUUUGCUGCUGCAACUGCGAGUUGUAGUCACAGGCGUUCUCUUUCAAAUCAUAUUUAAAAAGUAUUUGUCACGUCGCCAAUGGAUAUCAUUGAUUCUGUUAACACUCGGCUGUAUGCUGAAGCAGGUAGACUUAAACAGUUUCUACAGUGAUGCCAACGAUGACAGCGAAGCGGCAGCCCUCCAACAGGCAGGCGGGGGGGCUGCAGCUGGAACAGUUGCUGCCUCAAAAGCAAUUGGCAAGAAUAUGACUGGAUUCGAUUUCAGCAUCAGCGCCGUUUUUAUCUUGGCCCAGACGAUAUGCUCCUGCUUGGCGGGCGUGUACAACGAGUAUCUGCUUAAGGACAAGGGCGCCGAGGUGAACAUCUUUGUGCAGAACGUGUUCAUGUAUCUGGACUCAAUUGUCUGCAACGCUGGCAUUCUUCUGUUGCGCGGCGAACUGCUGGACGCAUUCAGUGCCCACAAUCUUGGCAGCAUCAUGCGUUUCAGUGUGAUUAUCAUCAUAGUCAACAAUGCCGCAAUUGGUAUUGUGACAAGUUUCUUUUUAAAGUACAUGAACUCCAUACUUAAGACAUUCGCCAGCGCAUUGGAACUUCUGUUUACGGCCGUGCUGUGCUAUUUCCUGUUCGCCAUACCGAUCUAUAUAAACACCGCACUUGCCAUUGCCGUAGUUUCCUAUGCCAUCUAUUUGUAUACACAAAGUCCCGUGGUUAAUCUCGGCAAGGUGCGUCCCUUGGCGACCCUAAGUGAGGUAACUACCAAUCCCAAGACUAAAGAGAGAGAAGACGAUCGCAGGCUGCUGGAUGAGCAAGGGGAUACGGAUUUGGAAAUGGAUAUAGUCUAACAAAAUUAACGUAGGCUUAAUAAUGUGUAUAUAUAUGUAGUUUCCCUUCUCACUGCUACUCUAGUCACUGCAUUUGAUUAUUUAUUGCAGUGUAUAGAAGUGCCUCAAAAGCGUGCAAUCUUUGUUUGUAUGUACAUAUGUGCGUGUAAAUAGCGUUUCCGUUUUAGAUAUAAUUCAUAUAAAUAUCAAACUACUUUCAUUGAAA